AUGGAGCACACUUAUGAUAACAGUUUAGAGGAUCUAGGGUUUCAGUCCUUCUCUGAAAGGAUGCAUGGGGAUGUCUUUAUCAAGUCAAGCAAUGCAAACCAGCCGAACCAAAAGGAUUCGCGUGAUAUGUCUUCUUUUUGGGCUAGUCUGGAUGCUAAAUCGUUAAACAUUGAUGGAUCGUCGAUGUUGCCGAGGAGGGCUGUCGGCCAAAAGGAACCUAGAGUGAUUAACAUAAUUGAUGAAUUGGAGAAGGUAUCGGUUCCGGUUCAUGAGGCAAGUAUUGAUGCAGAUCGGAAUAAAGAGGAGCCUGCCGUUAAGGUCUCAUAUGCGGAUAGGGUAAGGAAUGCUGCUGUUGUAAAAAAAGAGGUGAAUUUCCGGAAGAUGGAUUCUGGAGAGACAAAACCUGAUGCUGAUGUUGUCAUCCCUCGUGAGGUAAUCCGCAAAGCUCAACAGAAAUUUGUCAAUGUUUUAUAUGGUUACUUCUUGGGUAAUCGGUUGUCGUUCCCGGUUGUUGAGUACUAUGCUAAGAAUGUUUGGGCUAAAUUUGGUUUUAAUAAACUCAUGAUGAACGGGGAUGGUUUCUUUUUCUUUAAGUUUGAUACUAAGGAGGGUAUGGAAAAAGUGUUGGAAGGUGGUCCUUGGUUGAUCAGGAAGGUGCCGUUAUUUCUUAACGUCUGGUCCCCGUCCAUUAGCCUUAAGAAAGAAGGAAUUAAAUCUGCUCCGGUUUGGGUGAAGCUCCAUAAUGUGCCUAUUGCGAUUUAUAAUGAGGAUGGGUUAAGCUUGCUAGCUUCUAAGAUUGGUGAACCAAAACGGUUGGAUGGUUAUACAGCGGAUAUGUGUUCGGAAAACUGGGGCAGGAGUAGUUUUGCUAGGGCAUUGAUUGAAGUUAAUGCAGACCAUGAGCUUAAAGACCGCAUCGUUGUUGCUAUCCCGAAGCUUGAAGAUGAGGGAUAUAUUAAUGAAGUAAUCAAUGUGGAAUAUGAGUGGAAACCUCAGAGAUGUUCUGUAUGUUGCAUUUUUGGGCAUAAUGAUCAAACCUGUGGGAAGAAUGAGAACAGGAAAACUAAACAAGUUGUGGUGGAUGAUGAGGGUUUUAUAACGGAUAAGAGGAAGACGGUACGAGUAGGAGUGGUUCCAAGGAAACAAAAGCAAAAAUUCAUUUACAAGCCUAAGUUCAAUAAGUCUGAUCCGAGUACAUCUGGUACAAAGGAUGUAAAUGUCAAUGAUAAGAAGAGUGAUAAUGUUAAAACUCGGAACUCGUUUGAAGCAUUGUCGAAGAUAGAUGACAUGGAAGGGAAGGAAGAUAAUGAUAGGGAGGGAACAGGUAAUUGUAACAACGGGGGUCAACCUAAGAUCGUUGAGGAAGUAGUGGAGACAAUUCCAACGGAAAUGGCGGCUUUUAUGAAAAAUGACAACCUGGGAAAGGGUUCUGAGGGGGCAAGCACUCCCGGUCAUAGCGGUCUCCAUGAAACUCAUGUGGAGGUUGUUAAUCUGGAUAGGGUUUGUAAAAAUGUUUUUAGAGGUUGGAAUUGGACGUCUAACGGGGGAAUCUGUGAACGUGGUACUAGAAUUAUUCUCGGUUGGGAUAGUGAUGUAGUAGAUGUCAUGAUUUUGUCUCAAACUGAUCAAGUUAUACACUCUCAGAUCUGGUCCAAAGCUGAUAAUUCGAGUAUUUUUUGCUCUUUUAUCUAUGCGAGAAAUAAAUACCAAGAACGAAGAAGCUUGUGGGAGGAUUUAUGUAGACAUAAGCUUUUAUGCUCGGAUAAGGCUUGGUUCGUCAUGGGGGACUUUAAUUCAGCUCUCAGCUCAGAUGACUCGCUUUUUGGGCCAUCUAGUCGGUCGAUAGGUAUGCGGGAAUUUUGUGAGUGUAUUGAAGAGACGGAGCUUAUAGAUGUUAAGGGUCAUGGUCUCCAUUUCACAUGGAACCAGAAACCGAAGGAAGGAGUUGGCUUGUUAAGGAAAAUUGAUAGAGUAAUGAGUAAUGUUAAGUGCCUAGAUUUGUUUCCGGAUGCUUACGUUAUUUAUCACCCUUAUCGUGUCUCGGAUCAUACGCCUUGCAUUCUGAAGUUGACUAAUGUUACUAACAAUUCUCGGCCAAAACCAUUUAAGUUUCCGAACUUUAUUGUUUCAAAACCAGAAUUUAAAGUCUGUGUGGAGAAACAAUGGGCGAAGAAGAUUGAUGGGUUUGCUAUGUUCUCGGUUGUUAGUAAGCUUAGAAACCUGAAACCGGACCUCCGCAAAAUCCUGUUUCAACAAGGCAACCUCCAUAAGCGAGUUCUUGAGCUUCGUUUGAAGCUAGAUGCGAUCCAGGAACAGGUUGAUGCUAAUCCUAUGGAUGUGAAUAUUCGGAAAAUGGAGCUCGAGUGUCUCCAUGACUUCAAAACUGCUGCCUAUGACGAGGAAUGUUUUUUGAAACAAAAAUCGAAGGUGGAAUGGCUUUGUGCGGGGGACUCUAACACGGCAUUCUUUCACAAUUCUGUUAAAUGCAGGAACAAGCGCACCAAAAUUCAGUGCAUUAGAGAUGUGAAUGGCAAUAGGUUUGAAGGGGAUGAGGCCGUGCACGCUCUAGUUGAUCAUUAUUCAGCGUUUUUGGGAAAGGAGGAUCAGGUUACUUUUAUGAAUAUGGAUGAUGUUUUUGUUAAUGUCAUUAAUCCGGAGAAUGCAGCUAAUAUGGUCCGACAAGUAACGCGGGAAGAAGUAAAGAAUGCUAUGUUCAGUAUAAGUGAAAUCAAAGCUCCGGGGCCGGAUGGCUACACUUCAGCAUUCUUUAAGAAUGCGUGGGAUAUAGUGGGGCACGAGGUAACGAAUGCAGUUCUUGAUUUUUUUGGGAACGGCAAGAUCCUUAAACAAUUGAAUCACACAAUCUUGGCCCUUAUUCCUAAAGUUGAUACCCCGGAUUCUGUUCUUGACUAUCGCCCUAUUUCAUGCUGUAAUGUACUCUACAAAUGCAUUAGCAAGAUUAUAACUGACAGGAUUAAAGGGAGUUUGGAUUCUUUGGUUAGUAUCAACCAAUCUGCGUUCGUCCCAGGCAGACAGAUCUCCGACAACAUUCUGUUAACCCAAGAGUUGAUGCACAACUAUCACUUGAACAAAGGUGCUCCGAGAUGUGCGUUUAAAAUUGACAUCCAGAAGGCGUAUGAUACUGUAAGUUGGGUGUUUCUAGAGAAGAUUCUUAAUAUGUUUGGCUUUCACAAGACGAUGGUGAAAUGGAUUAUGGCAUGUGUCACAACGGCAACGUAUUCUUUGAGUAUCAAUGGAAAUCUCCACGGGUUUUUUAAAGGUAAAAGGGGUCUUCGACAAGGGGAUCCAAUGUCUCCAUACUUGUUCACUCUUGUUAUGGAAGUUCUUACCUUAUUACUCCAAAAGAAUGCUCGUUCGGGUACGUCUUUUAAGUUCCAUGCGCAGUGCGUAAAGCAACGAAUUAUAAAUGUCUCUUUUGCGGAUGACCUCUUUAUUUUCGUUCAUGGGAGUGUUCAUUCGGUUAGAAAGGUUAAAGCUGCCCUGGAGUUAUUCACGGGUAUGUCGGGGCUUGUUCCGAGUCAGGCUAAAAGUACAGUGUUCUUUUGUAAUGUUCCCCAACAAGUCAAAGCUGAGAUCCUCAAUGAAAUGCCGUUUCAGGAAGGAUCCUUACCGGUAAGAUACUUGGGUGUGCCGCUAGUUUCGUCAAAGUUAAGUGCUGGGGACUGCAAAAUGCUAGUGGACCGUUUGGAUAAGAAAGUUAAUAAUUGGAUGACAAAAACGCUAUCCUUUGCGGGUAGGGUUCAACUCAUCAAUUCCGUCCUGUCUUCUAUGCAUAUAUAUUGGGCUUCGGUUUUUGUUAUUCCGGCUAGGGUUGUCAGUGAGCUGGAAAAACGUAUUCGGAGGUUCCUUUGGAAUGCCGGGAGUGCUGGGAAAAUUAAAGCCAAAGUGGCUUGGUCCGACAUUUGCCUUCCUAAAGUGGAGGGAGGCUUAGGAAUUCGAAGAAUUUGUGAUGUGAAUAGGGCCCUUAUUACGAGACACAUAUGGAGUAUCCUUGUCAAGCGGAAAUCGCUAUGGGUGCAAUGGAUUUAUGCUCACAGAAUUAAACAUCAGAAUUUUUGGAAUGUCCAAUGUAGGGGAUCCGUAAGUUGGGGUUGGAGGAAACUCUUAGGGAUUCGCAAUAUGGUCCGGCCAUUUAUAUGGAACGUCAUUCGAAAUGGAGCUCAUACAAAUGCAUGGAGUGACAACUGGUGUCACUUGAGCCCUCUUAGGGACUUUAUCACUCCGCGGCACAUUGCUAAUGCAGGUUUCAACCUUCAGUCUUCGGUGGCGGAUAUAUUAGAUGCUAACGGUCAAUGGAGAUGGCCUCAAGCUUGGUAUGAUACUUACCCAGUUUUAAUUGGCUUAACUAUUAUUCGGGAUAACUCCCAAUUACAUGACCGAAUGGUUUGGAAAGAUCUUGAGGGAAACGAACGGCAAUUUAGCUCGAUGGAAGUUUGGCAUGCUAUUCGUCUGCGUAGUAAUACAGUUAGCUGGGCAAACAUGGUCUGGUUCAGUCAAUGUAUCCCGAGGCACUCGUUUCAGCUGUGGUUAGUGAUCAAGAAUAAAUUGAAAACCCAAGACAGGUUGAAAGUCUGGGAGGCGGGUAGUGAAACAAACCUAAGAUUAAUGUGCUGCCCUUUAUGUCAGCGAGACCGUGACUCUAGAGAUCAUCUUUUUUUCGCGUGCAACUUCUCUUCGCAGGUUUGGAUGAAUGUGAAAUCGUUGGUGGACAUGAAGCAAGUUAAUGAGUUGUGGAGUUCAGUUUUGGCAUGGAUGGAGCAAUACUCGAGCUCAACGAACUUGGAACAUAUCGUUAGCAAGCUGGUUCUAGCGGCUUCGGCUUACUUUAUUUGGCAAGAGAGGAAUAACAGAUUAUUUUCCAGGAUGCAAUGUUCAGCUACUCAAGUAUCUGAGAAGAUUAAAAGUUCCGUGCGUUUUCGGUUGAUGGGCUUCAAGUUCAAAGGUCAUUCUGACCACAACCGUGUUCUAAGAAAGUGGAAAAUCCCGUCAAGGGCGUCGGAUGAAGACCCGGGCUGA
This is a messenger RNA of Helianthus annuus (common sunflower), 5037 nucleotides long. RefSeq lists its product as uncharacterized. The transcript is spliced from 2 exons. NCBI's taxonomy places the organism in Eukaryota, Viridiplantae, Streptophyta, Magnoliopsida, Asterales, Asteraceae. The record is from RefSeq and is a predicted model, not a curated record. Bases 1 to 5037 code for a protein of 1678 amino acids.